UGCAGCACGAGCUCCGAUAAAAUCCUGCAAACCUACUGGCUUUCGUUGCAGUCAAGUUCAGACACUAAAUCCUACCGGAGUCUAGCGCUCAGACCAUAGUCCUCUCCUAAGGCGAUUACCCUCCCUCACACAGAAAAUGGAAGACGAAAUUGCCGCCCUCGUUGUUGACAACGGAUCUGGUAUGUGCAAAGCUGGCUUUGCAGGAGAUGAUGCUCCACGUGCUGUGUUCCCUUCCAUUGUUGGACGUCCCAGGCAUCAGGGUGUGAUGGUUGGUAUGGGCCAGAAAGACAGCUAUGUUGGUGACGAGGCACAGAGCAAAAGGGGAAUCCUGACCCUGAAGUACCCCAUUGAGCACGGUAUUGUCACCAACUGGGAUGACAUGGAGAAGAUCUGGCAUCACACCUUCUACAAUGAGCUGAGGGUUGCCCCUGAGGAGCACCCAGUCCUGCUCACAGAGGCCCCCCUGAACCCCAAGGCCAACAGGGAAAAGAUGACCCAGAUCAUGUUUGAGACCUUCAACACCCCUGCCAUGUAUGUGGCCAUCCAGGCUGUGCUGUCCCUGUACGCCUCCGGUCGUACCACUGGUAUUGUCAUGGACUCUGGUGAUGGCGUGACCCACACAGUGCCCAUCUAUGAGGGCUACGCUCUGCCCCACGCCAUCCUCAGGUUGGACCUGGCUGGCAGGGACCUCACGGACUACCUCAUGAAGAUCCUGACUGAGAGGGGCUACAGCUUCACCACCACAGCUGAGCGUGAGAUUGUGCGUGAUAUUAAGGAGAAGCUGUGUUACGUUGCACUGGACUUCGAGCAGGAAAUGGGAACUGCUGCCUCCUCUUCAUCCCUGGAGAAGAGCUAUGAGCUGCCUGACGGACAGGUCAUCACAAUCGGAAAUGAGAGGUUCCGUUGCCCUGAGUCCCUCUUCCAGCCCUCUUUCCUUGGUAUGGAGUCUUGUGGUAUCCAUGAAACUACCUUCAACAGCAUCAUGAAGUGUGAUGUGGACAUCCGUAAGGACCUGUACGCCAACACUGUGCUGUCUGGAGGUACCACCAUGUACCCUGGCAUUGCUGACCGUAUGCAGAAGGAAAUCACUGCCCUGGCACCCACCACCAUGAAGAUCAAGAUCAUUGCUCCCCCAGAGAGGAAGUACUCUGUAUGGAUUGGAGGCUCCAUCCUGGCUUCCCUGUCCACCUUCCAGCAGAUGUGGAUCAGCAAGCAGGAGUAUGAUGAGUCCGGCCCCAGCAUCGUCCACAGGAAGUGCUUCUAAACAGACUGUCAGUCCCCUCCCCCAAAACACACACUGCUACAAAUCCAAACGACUGGCUCUGCAUACACGCCUACACCAACACACUGGUGUAUGCUGAGCUCACAACACCUCUUCCCAUUUCCCUCAUCACUAUGGCUAUGGCACCAUGCCCCCUGAUGGGGAGAAACUCUGCUGGAAGUACAGAGCGUCCCAGGCGGUGUGAAUGUGAGGAACAUGAUGUCCAUUGUUGUGUUUGUGUAGGUCAUUCCAGAUGUCUUUGUUCACCACCUUAUUUGCCUCUAUGAAGGUUUGUUCUCUGGUGGGCCCACUGCCCAACAGACCUGUAGUAUUGCUUAAUAUGUAAAUUAUGUAAUCUGAAACUUGUUUGUUUUUUUUGUUUUUUGUUUUUUCUUUUUUUUUCUUUUUUUGUACUUUCAGCCUUAAACGAUACUUGGUCCAGUUUGUUUUUGUCAUUAUGCAAAAGACAAAGCUUCUACCUUGUAUGGAGGUGUAUGCAGGUUUGUGCUUGGGGCUUAAAGCCCCUGGUGUACACAACAACCCAAUAAAGCGCACAUGUCUGAGAUUCCA
Molecule: messenger RNA, 1831 nt
Organism: Xiphias gladius (swordfish)
Lineage: Eukaryota; Metazoa; Chordata; Actinopteri; Istiophoriformes; Xiphiidae
Gene: actb1
Product: actin, beta 1
Exons: 7
Coding region: 137-1264 (375 amino acids)
Source: RefSeq, a predicted model, not a curated record